UUAAUUAUUUUAUUUUCAAGCAGGUAAAACAGGAAAAUAUCCGAAAAUGACUGCGAAUAAUGUCGCUGCUCCAGACAUCGAGCAAGAAGAUCUUGCCGCUGCGACGAGCGUCUUGCAACAACGGGCGAAUGAGAUCCGGGCUCAGCGAGUCAAUUGGAUGUCGUAUUUGAAAAGUCAGAUGAUCAGCAAAGAAGACUACAACUUUAUUAUGACGUUGGAGAAGCUGAUUGGGAAAUCGCGUGCUGAUUUUAUCAAUGAGAGUCGCACUCAGUGCGCCAAGACGUUCCUCAAUUUGCUGGGUCAUGUGUCGAAAGAUCAGACUGUCCAGUAUCUCUUGGAGGAUCAAACGAGGGUUGAAAUAUUCAAGGAGUUCGCUGCCAAGCGAAAGGAGUCCGUUUGGAGCACGUUUUUGAACUUAUUUAACCGAACUGAUCCGUUUAUUGUGAACAUGACUGCAAGAGUUAUUGCCAAGAUGGCUUGUUGGACGAAUGAGUUGAUGGAAGGUUCCGAUCUUCAUUUUUAUCUCACGUGGUUGAAGGAUCAGCUGAAGAUUGCGAACAACGAGUAUAUUCAAAGCGUUGCACGGUGCUUGCAAAUGAUGCUGAGGGUCGAUGAAUACCGUUUCGCCUUCGUGGAAGUUGACGGAAUUGCAGUUCUGAUCUCAGUUCUGCAGGGAAAACUAAACUUCCAAGUGCAGUACCAGCUUGCGUUUUGCAUCUGGGUACUUACUUUCAAUCCCAGGCUCGCAGCAGCCAUGGGAAAAUUCCAAGUUAUCCCGACUCUGGCGGACAUUUUGAGCGAAUCUGUGAAAGAGAAGGUUACCAGGAUCAUUCUGGCUGUGUUCAGGAAUUUGGUGGAAAAAACGCAAGAGGAUACCAUUCGACGUGACCAUUGCAUGGCAAUGGUGCAGUGCAAGGUACUGAAGCACUUGGAACUCCUGCAGCAAAGAAACCUGGAAGACGAAGAGCUCCAGAGUGAUGUUGAUUUCUUGGUCGACAAGUUGACCUCAUCCGUGGUCGACUUGAGCUCGUUUGACGAGUACAUGACCGAAGUGAAGAGUGGGAGACUGGAAUGGAGUCCGGUGCAUCGAUCUGAAAGGUUCUGGCUGGAGAAUGCGUCUCGUCUGAAUGACCACAACUACGAGUUGUUGAAAAUUCUCAUCAACCUUCUUCAGACUAGUCGGGAACCGCUUGUCUUAUCAGUUGCCAAUCACGAUAUCGGAGAGUACGUUCGUCAUUAUCCUCGUGGGAAACAUGUGAUUGAACAACUUGGUGGGAAACAUCAGGUGAUGCAACACCUCACGCAUGCUGAUCCCAAUGUGAGAUACGAAGCUCUUCUCGCUGUUCAGAAACUCAUGGUGCACAACUGGUUUCUGCAGCCGUCAUAUUCGAAUGACUUUGGCCCAGCUGGCAGAGCCCUGGGGGUAACAGAUCUCCGCAAGAAUCGUUUGACAAUUCGCGACGCUUCUCAGUUGGGAGACGUUGGGUCAAUCCGGGCAAUUGACGCGAUGAAUGUCAAAGAUCGCGAAUUACCGAAACGGCGCGAUGGUUUGCACACCGAAUGGUUUACAGCGGCUGCUGAAGCAGUAGACUUACAUGGCGCGCUUCAUUUUGUUUGUGCAUUGGGUGGAGUGUUCAUAUUCUUCGUGUUAGUUCUUCUUACGUUCAAACCGAAAAAGUCUAAGAAAUUCCCGCGCUUCCACGAAGAAAAUCGAGACGUGUAUCGCGAAGAAUGCUGUUCGCGUGGCAGUAAGAAACGGGCACUACUCGUUAUAGCUCACCCAGACGAUGAAUGCAUGUUCUUCGGACCGACAAUUCUUGAGCUUACUGAGGCUGGAGCUCUUGUUUAUGUUCUGUGCUUCUCAACUGGAAGUUAUGGAAAGAACUGUCCGAAAACUCGUCGACAAGAGUUGCUCAAAAGUUGCGCAAUUCUGAAAAUACCGCCGGAAAAUGUGAUCGUGUUGAAUUUCUCUAAUCUGCAGGAUGAUCCGAAAGCCAAUUGGAGUUGCAAUACCAUCGCUGCAUUGGUGCUGCGAUAUGUUGAAACCUACCAGUGCAACGCUGUGAUAACUUUUGACCAUGGUGGCGUCAGCAAUCACCCAAACCACAGGGCCUUGUUCUCCGGUGUUCAGCUUUUGAUCUUCACUCGCCUUCUGCCUUCAUAUUGCAGAUUUUUAUCAUUGACGACGGUGCCGACCUCAUUGAAGUAUAUUCCUCUGUUGGAAGUUCCAUUUGCCUAUUUUCAGGCUCAAGUGGCGUGCCUUGCCUCACUUUCGCAGAGGUAUCGAAUACAAAAAGCUAUGAAAGCUCAUGCGAGUCAAAUGGUCUGGUUCCGGGUGCUUUACAUCAUGUUUUCUCGGUACCUGUUCCUGAACACCUACGAAAUUGUUGAUGAAUUCUCCUCGAAUCGAGCAUUUGAAAAACGACAAGCCUCGCAACUUCGUUUGCAAGGGUCUCACUCUCAGUCGCGUCAGUACGCGUGUUCAAAUGGCGGAAAUCAGCUGAGAAAAGCCCCAAGUUCAGCGAGCGAAGAAUUCACCUCAGGUGGGGCAGUUGCGAUUGCGCGAAAUCGGAAAGCAGCAGCAGCAGCUAAUCAACCCAUGAAAACCGGAAUUUUAGACAAAUCGUUGAACCGCGGUCGUACUGACUUGAACGUGAGUGCGUACGCGUUUCUGUUUUCUGAAAUCGUGCAGUAUUCUCAAAACCGGAGCCAAACUGUUCCCGAACUGCAAAAACGCUUGUCCGAUUUGGGUUUCCAUGUUGGAAGUCGUAUGCUUGAUCUCGUUGUCCUACGUGAGAGAGGAGGCAAACGAGACUUGCGGAUCCUCAGUAUCAUGAUGUUCCUCAAAACUUCAUUUUGGAAGGCAUUGUUUGGCAAAGAGGCGGACAAGCUUGAGCGCGCGAAUGACGACGAACGAACGUAUUACUUGAUUGAAAAAGAACCUCUCGUCAACAAAUUCAUCUCUGUUCCGAAGGAUAAAGGAAGCUUGAACUGUGCUGCAUUUUCAGCCGGAAUCGUGGAGGCUGUUCUUUGUGGUUCUGGAUUUCCGUGCAAAGUCACGACCCAUUGGCACAAGGGCACGACUUUUAUGGUGAAGUUCGACGAAGAGGUUCUAACGAGGGACAAACGGAUAGACGGGCGUUGA
Notodromas monacha is the source of this 3145-nucleotide messenger RNA. The record is from the annotation of a GenBank genome assembly. NCBI's taxonomy places the organism in Eukaryota, Metazoa, Arthropoda, Ostracoda, Podocopida, Cyprididae.